CACCUGCCCUGGCCACAGACUUGCCCCUCCGCUAGAGGGUUGGCGAUAUGCGCCUGCGCGCGCCUUUCCGCGAGGUGAACAGUAGCCCCUCCGUGGGCGGUGCUUAGUGGAGGCGAAGUUCGAAGUCGCGACGUCACAGAGGGUCUCCCUGUGACGCAAUGGGCCUUCGGGGAAGCCCGCCAGCUGGGCAGGGGACUCGGCCGGGAGCCAAAUUCUGAUCCCGCGGGCGGGCCCGGCGCGAAAGGCGGCCGGAGGAGAGUGGCGCCUGUUCUGACGACCCCGGGGAAGACACGUGUCGCUGCCAAAGCCCCGCAGCAGAGCUGGAAAAUGCCCGGCCGCCGCGCCUUUGUGGGGCUGACUCUGCCGCUGCUGCCCGUCUCGCUGGGGGUCUUGCUGGGCCUGGCCCCGCGCGCCUCCCCGCUGGACAACGGGCUGCUGAGGACGCCCCCGAUGGGCUGGGAGCCCUGGGGCCGCUUCAAGUGCAACACGGACUGCGGGAAGGACCCCGAGAACUGCAUCAGUGAGCACCUGAUCAGGGCCAUGGCCGACCGGCUGGCUGCCGACGGGUGGAAGAAGCUGGGCUACGAGUACGUCACCCUGGAUGACUGCUGGGCAGCGGGCAAGCGGGACGCCCACGGGAGGCUCCAGGCAGACCCGCAGCGCUUCCCCAGCGGGAUGAAAGCCCUGGCUGACUAUGUUCAUUCCAAAGGCUUGAAAUUUGGCAUCUACAGCGACUUGGGCAAUGCCACCUGUGCAGGUUACCCAGGCACAACCCUGGAGACGGUGGAGACGGAUGCAAACACCUUUGCAGAGUGGGAGGUCGACAUGCUAAAGCUGGACGGCUGCUUCUCGGACUCCUCCUUCAAGGCUAUAGGUUACCCCAAAAUGAGCAGAGCGCUGAACCAGACUGGGCGGCCCAUUGCCUUGUCUUGCAGUUGGCCGGCUUACGAAGGGGGCCUUCCGCCCAAGGUGAAUUACACCUUACUGGGCCAGAUUUGUAACUUCUGGAGGAAUUACGCCGACAUCGAAGAUACUUGGGACAGCCUCUUCCACAUCAUUGAGUGGUACGGAGACCACCAGGAUAUCCUGCAGCCGGCCUCGGGGCCCGGAAGGUGGAAUGAUCCUGACAUGCUGAUCAUCAGCGACUUAGGCCUGAGCCACGAGCAGUCGAAGGUGCAGGCGGCGCUGUGGGCGGUCCUGGCGGCCCCCUUCUUCAUCUCCUGCAACCUGAGGAACAUCUCGGAGGAGGCGAAGGACACGCUGCAGAACCCGCUCCUGAUCUACAUUAACCAGGACCCGAGGGGCGUUCAGGGCAGACUCCUUGCCAGGAAGCAGAACUUUGAAGUCUGGAAGAGGCCCCUGGCCAAUGGCCAGUAUGCGGUCGCAAUCCUGAACAACAGAACUGAUGGGCCCCCACGCUCAUUUGCUACCACUCCCGGCCUCCUGGGAAUUUCAGGCUGCAGAGCAGGCUAUAGGCUCUACGAUGUGCUGGGCAAGCUGUCCAUGGGCGCUUACGCCCUCAAUGACACCAUCAUUGCCAAGGUGAUGCCCACCGGGGUGCUGCUGCUCUUUCUGAACCCGCUGUGCUAAUCCUGCCAUUGCGCAGGGCGAGGGAGCCAGGGUCGUUUCUGGGAAGGACCAGCUGCUUCCUGCUUGCAGUGAGGCUUCAGGUAAAGUGACCAGCCCUCCCGAACUGCCCUGCUGGUGCUGCUUCUCCUAGGGGGUCUCUGAAUUUUCUGAGGCAGAGCCCCCACCCAGUUCACAAAGGGCAAAGGACAGAGCACCAAAGCAGGCCCCCAGCAGGUCCGCAGGGCUGGGAAUGAGGGACUGUCAGGAGGCCGGGAUCUGCUGGGAUGCUGGCUGCGCCCCCUUGCUUUCCCAACGGGGGUGAGUCCGGAAAACCCCCCAUCAUCCCUGCAACUAAAUGGUUCUUAUUUCAGUGGCUCCAGUAAUCCUGUACUUGUUGCCUUCCAAAACCCAGGGAGGCAGAGGGGGGGUGGGGCAGCUCACCUGCUUGCUCUCCCACGUGUCUCAUGCGCUGGUGCUCCCAGCAUCGGCUGGGCCCAAACGAGGGGAAGCCAAGGAACCAGUGACGUUUCUGUGCUUGGGGGGGGCGGGAUGUUUGCAGGUUGCUGGCACUCCUCUGGUUCGGAAAGGAGGGGAUACUUCUCCGAUUGGCCUGUUUU
Pseudonaja textilis is the source of this 2186-nucleotide messenger RNA. Lineage: Eukaryota; Metazoa; Chordata; Lepidosauria; Squamata; Elapidae. The record is from RefSeq and is a predicted model, not a curated record.